GUCUCAAAUACUUUAAACUCUUCAACCAAUACGAAUUAUAACUAUCUCUGUCCUUUACAAAGAACAGAAGAAGAACUUUUUUCAAUCGUUCUUACCAAAUACUUCUUAGAAAUACCUGAUACAGUUAAAUAUAAUUCUGCUUUGGUCUCAAAUACUUAA
Molecule: messenger RNA, 159 nt
Organism: Racocetra persica
Lineage: Eukaryota; Fungi; Glomeromycota; Glomeromycetes; Diversisporales; Gigasporaceae
Source: the annotation of a GenBank genome assembly